CCUCGCUCUGCCCUCGACGUCCACCGUGCUGCGAAGUUGUCAGUAGGCGGAGCCUCAGCUGCCCACCAUGGCGACGAAUAUGAGGGGUCUCACUCAGUUCAUUGCGGACAUUCGCGGCGCGCGUGUCCGCGAACUGGAGGAGAAACGCAUCAACAAGGAGAUGGCCAACAUCCGGAAGAAGUUCAAAGACGGCAACUUGGAUGGGUACCAGAAGAAGAAAUAUGUUGCCAAGAUCAUCUUCACGUACAUCCUGGGUUACAAGGUCGACGUGGGACAUAUGGAGGCGGUCAACCUCAUCUCGAGCUCCAAGUACAGCGAGAAGCAGAUCGGCUACCUGGCUGUCACCUUGCUCAUGCACGAGAAUUCGGACUUCCUCCGCCUUGUUGUUAACUCCAUCCGAAAAGACCUCGAUUCCAACAACGAAGUCGACAAUUGCUUAGCACUUCACGCGAUCGCCAACGUCGGAGGAAGCGAGAUGGCGGAAGCGCUGGUUGAGGAUGUGCACCGCCUACUGAUAUCCCCAACCUCGCCACCCUUUGUAAAGAAGAAGGCCGCUCUGACGCUACUACGAUUAUAUCGCAAACACCCAGACGUCGUACCCGUGGCAGAAUGGGCCCUGCGAAUAGUGUCCAUCAUGGAUGACCCAAACUUGGGUGUCGUUGUGUCUGUGACCAGUCUUGUCAUGGCCCUUGCGCAAGAUCACCCUGAUGCACUCGCCGUUUGCUACACCAAAGCGGUGGAUCGAUUACAUCGGCUCGUGAUAGAGCACGAGUACUCAGCUGCCUAUUCGUACUAUAAAGUACCCUCCCCUUGGCUGCAGGUGAAGCUUCUUCGUCUGCUACAGUAUUAUCCACCUUCAGAGGACCCAGCUAUCCAAAGUGUGCUGCACAAAGUCCUGGAAACGAUCAUGAACAACAGCGGCGAACCAACAAGAAACGUGCAACACAACAAUGCUCAGCAUGCUGUCCUCUUCGAGGCCAUCUCUCUUGCUAUCCACCUCGAUACGCGUUCUCCCCUCGUCAGCAUCUCCGCUCACCUACUUGCUCGCUUCAUCUCAUCCAAGGAGACCAAUGUUCGAUACCUUGGACUCGACUCCAUGGCUCAUCUGGCCGCGCGCGCCGAAUCUCUCGAUCCAAUAAAGAAGCACCAGCGAACGAUCAUUAUGUCGUUGCGUGACAAGGAUAUUUCAGUUCGGCGACGCGCCCUCGAUUUGCUGUACAGCAUGUGCGACGUCGACAACUCGGAUGUCAUCGUCGGCGAACUACUGCGAUAUCUCCGGGUUGCAGACUACGCGCUUCGUGAAGAGAUGGUGCUCAAGAUCGCUAUUCUUACGGAGAAGUACGCCAACUCGUAUAAGUGGUAUGUCGACACCAUCCUGCAGUUGAUCAGCACUGCCGGCGACCACGUCGGAGACGAGGUCUGGUAUCGUGUCGUGCAAAUUGUCACCAACACCGAGGACCUGCAAUCUUACGCCGCCAAAGUUGUCUUCGAGCAUCUCAAGGCGCCCUCAACCCACGAGAGUUUGGUCAAGGUCGGAGGCUACAUACUUGGCGAAUAUGGACAUCUCAUUGCCAACGAGGAGGGAUACAGCCCGGUCGAUCAGUUCCAGCUACUGCACAUGAAGUCACAAUUCUGCAUGGCGCCAACCCGGUCGCUGCUGCUGUCGACAUACAUCAAGUGGGUAAAUGUCUUCCCGGAGAUCAAGCCCCAGCUCGUCACUAUAUUCGAGCGCUAUCGGCACGUACUGGACUCUGAGUUGCAGCAGCGGGCGUGCGAAUACUUCGCGCUCGCGCAGCGGCCAGAGGAGGACGAGAUACUGCAGAAUGUGUGCGAGGAGAUGCCCCCCUUCCCACCUCGUGUCAGCGCGUUGUUCGGCCGCUUGAACAAGAAGCUCAACGCGACCGAGGACAAGCGGACAUGGGUACACGGUGGACGGGAGCUCAACCUCGAUCGCGAGGCGGCGGAGAAGAAGGAGAAGGAGACCAACGGCCAGCUACAGCAGGACGUGCAGGACGUGCUGGGCUCGCUCGCUGGCCUCGACCUCACCUCACCGCAUGCGAAGCGGGAGGGUCCGCAAGAAGGCAAGCCAGUGCUCACCGUCGGCCCCGCCAUCGAGCGCUGGUUCGAGAAGCUCACGUACUCUGGCGAGGGCGUCCUCUACGAGGACAUCCAAAUCCAGAUCGGCAUCAAGAGCCGCUUCCAGGGCCACGUCGGCCAGCUCGCGGUGUACAUGGGCAACAAGGUCACUGCGCCGCUCACCUCCUUCACGACGACUGUGCACGUCGCCGACCCGAGCGCGCUCUCCGUCACAUUCGCGAAGAUCCCGCCGAGCACGAUCGCGCCGAAGACGCAGGUGCAGCAGCUCCUGCACAUCGAGUGCAAGAAGAUGUUCGCGGAGCCGCCGAUCCUGCAGGUGUCGUUCCUCGCCGGGUCGAUGCAGUCCAUCGCGAUCCGCUUGCCCAUCGUCAUUAGCAAGUUCCUUGAGCCGGUCACGCUCGGUCAGGCCGACUUCUUUGAGCGGUGGAAGCUCAUCGGCGGUCCGCCGCGGGAGGCGCAGCAGGUGUUCCCCAUCGACCUGACAGCUGGAGGGCAGUUGGACUUGGCGAAGAACCGGAUGGUGGUCGGAGGGAACCACUUCCAGCUGCUAGACGAGAUCGACCCCAACAAGAACAACCUCGUCGGCGCUGCAGUCCUUCACACCGCAGAGGAGGGCAAGGUCGGCUGUCUCCUUCGCUUGGAACCGAAUCGCGAUGCCAAGUUGUGUCGCUUGACGAUCCGCAGUACAUCGGAGGAGGCAGCGAAGGAGCUGCAAGCGCUGGUCUCGAAACCGCUCAAGGCUGGCGCUCCCGCGGCUUGAUCA
This is a messenger RNA of Schizophyllum commune H4-8, 2860 nucleotides long. Its product is annotated as Adaptor protein complex AP-2 alpha subunit. NCBI's taxonomy places the organism in Eukaryota, Fungi, Basidiomycota, Agaricomycetes, Agaricales, Schizophyllaceae. Bases 68 to 2857 code for a protein of 929 amino acids. Gene Ontology annotation, cellular component: AP-2 adaptor complex; membrane coat. Gene Ontology annotation, molecular function: clathrin-cargo adaptor activity. The record is from RefSeq and is a predicted model, not a curated record. Gene Ontology annotation, biological process: clathrin-dependent endocytosis; intracellular protein transport. The transcript is spliced from 11 exons.